This is a messenger RNA of Mya arenaria, 8314 nucleotides long. RefSeq lists its product as uncharacterized. The coding region runs from base 155 to 1366 and encodes 403 amino acids. NCBI's taxonomy places the organism in Eukaryota, Metazoa, Mollusca, Bivalvia, Myida, Myidae. The transcript is spliced from 7 exons. The record is from RefSeq and is a predicted model, not a curated record.
GGGUAACUUCCGCCUUGCCUUCCUUUUUUCGAACAAUUUAGAAUACAGCUGUCACGAAAAAUGAGCUCUGUACUGCGUGUUGGACUGGUGCUAACUAGUGUAUACAUUUAUUGUUGGACAUUAUCCAGUUGCAGAAGGCGCACCUGUAGAAGGAAUGAUACAAAAGCGAGCACAUUACUGCAUCCAGUGGCCGGCUUUAGCAGAGAGUCCAUUUGCCCAUCAGCGUGAUUGGCUCAUUCGUUUUGCCGAAUGGUUAUCAGAUGGAAGCAUUAUAGCUAUUUUCAGGGUUAACUCUUUUAACCAAGAGAAAUUGGUUAUAGAAAAGACAUCUAAUAAUAUGGAUAAUAUCAGAGAAAUCCUGCUUUCUAUAAAACCUGUUGGGAUUGGUCGUGAGAUUUCAGCGGAGCAACUGAAUGCAAAUCUCUUAGAAUGUUUUCCAAAAGCUAAUGCUCAUCGCCAUACACCAGACAUGGCCGAAAUAUUUAUGAUGAUUGGACAAACUAAUUUGGAUAUAACGUAUGGUUUUCGAAACAUGGAGAUUAAGGGGUAUGUAAUUACGUUUGGGGAAGCAGAAGAUAUAGUGGAUUGGCUUCCCUUUGUUACAGAUGGCAACCAUAUCAUAUCGGCAUCAAAUUUAACAUUGCUACAUGGCAUUCUUGUCAAAGAUUCAAAUAAAAUAUGCAGAAUAUAUGAAUAUUUUCAAACCGGCAUACCACAGGGAUGUAGGGUUUGUACGGAUGUGUGUAAUGAUAGGCCAUCUAUCUACUGCAUCCGGAAAGCCAUUGCAGAAGAGUGCAAAUACCUUACGGACCUUUGGCAAAUAAUUGUAAGUACGACUACAUUGCCAAGUCCAAUAUCAACUGGAACUACGCCGAAUACGUCAACAAACACACAUCAUGAAAUUGACAGUUCGAGGGGCUCUGAUUCCGGGUUACGACCUUCAGCAACAGCUGGCAUAAGUGUCGGCAUUACGGUUAUCAUUAUUGCAGCUAUCGUAAUCGCCGUCACGAUGGUACGCCGAAGGAACACACGAUUACAAAGCGAAGAAACGGAAUCUUUAAAUCAAACAGACAAAGAGGAAUCUUUAUCGAACAACAACGUUGGAAACGGGACACAAGGACCUAUAUCACAUAAUUCAGAUAAUCGACCAACAUCAGGUUCUACUCCACCAACAUCUGGUUCUACUCAACCACCUUCGACGUCUACUUGCAUCAAUGUCGAUUCCAAUGGUGAAUUAAUGAUUGACGCUAAUGGAAAAUGUAUAAAUUACAUGCAGAAAGUUGCAGCAAUGCAUGCUUCCGAACGAGUCGAGGAUGUUCAUCCUGAUGACCGAAGGGUGCCAGCAGGAACUCAAGCUACAGAUUAACACAUAAUUGAAGAAUUAUGUCUACCCCCAAUGAAUGGGGAAGACAUAUUAUUUUUGCCCGUCAGUCAGUCAGUCAGUCCGUCAGUCCAUUAGUCCGUCAGUUAGUCAGACCGUACGCCUCCGCUCAAUAACUUAAGGUGAAUAAACGGUUUCAACUUAAUAACAUUACAACGCUUGCACCAAAGAUCUUCAUUAUUGAUUUGCUACUUAGUCAUGACUAGUAGAUGACCCCUAUUGAUUUCGAGAUCUGUAGGUAAAUGGUCAAGGUCGCAGUGACCUAUAGGUGAAAACAGUUCCAGUAAUAACUAAAAAACACUUGAACCCAGGAUAUUCAUACAUUGUAUGCGAGUCGGUCAUGAUUAUUAGAUUAACCCCAUUGAAUUUGGGAUCAGUAGGUCAAAUUUUAAGGUCAAGGUUGCAGUGAUCUUGUGGUGAAAAACAACAGUUUACGUUGAAUAACUAAAGAAAGCUUGCUCCUAGGAACUUCAUACUUGGUAUCAUAGUUGAUCAUGACAAGUUGAUGACCCCUAUUUUGAGAUUAGUAGGUCAAAGGUUAAUGUCGCGGUGACCUUCAGGUGAAAGUACGCUUUCCGCUGAAUCACUAAAGAAUACUUGCACUUAGGAACUUCAUACGUAGUAUGCCAGUUCGUCAUGAUUUGUUGAUAAGCCAUGUUAAUUUAAGGAUCAGUAUGCCAAUGGUCAAGGUUGCAGUAACCUAGACGGGGAAAACAGUUUAAUUAAUGACCUAAACAUACUUGUACCCAGGAACUUCAUAUUUAGAAUGCCAGUUAGUUGUGAAGAGAAGAUGCCUCCUUUUUUAUUUUAGGAUUAGUAGGUCAAAGGACAAGCGCGGUGACCUUGAAUUGAAAAAAAAAGGUUUCCGCUGAAUAAUUGAAGAAUGCUUGCUCCUAGGACCUUCAUACUUGGUGUACCAGUUGGUCAUAAUUAGUUGAUGACUCGAUGUUUGAAUCAGUAGGUUAAAGGUCAAGUGCGCGGUAUAGGUCGCGGUGACCUUGAGAUGACAAAAAAGGUUUCCCGUUGAAUAACUAAAGAACGUUUGCAUCAAUAAACCUAAUACUUGAAAUGCCAGUUAAUCAUGACAAGUAGAUGACCACUUUUGAUUUAGGGAUCAGUAGGUCAAAGGUCAAGGUCGCAGUGACGUUGAUGUGAAAAUACGGUUUCCCGUUGAAUUACUAAAGAACGCUUGCACCAAGGAAUUUAAUACUUGGUAUGCCAGUUGUUCAUGUCUAGUUGAUGAACCCUAUUAAUUUUGGGAUUAGUAGGUCAAAGAUUAAGGGCGCAGUGAUCUGCAGGGGAGCACAGUUCCAAUAAUUACUAAAAUAACUUGCACCCAGGAUAUGCAUACAUAGUAUGCCAGUUGGUCAUGGCUAGUAGAUGCACCCCAUUGAAUUCCGGGCCAGUAGGUCAAAAGUAUAUGUUACCUUGAUGUUAAGUAACGGUUUCACCUAAAUUACUAUGAAACGAUUGGGCCCAGGACUUUCAUACUUAGUAUGGUAGUUGGUCAUGAUUAGUAAAUUACCCCUAUUGAUUUUAUGUCAAUAGGUCAAGAUCAAGGUAGCGAUUACAUUGAGGUGCAAAAACAGUUUGCGAUGACUAAUUAAAGAAUGCUUGCUACUAGGAACUUCAUACUAAGAUUGCUAGUUAAUCAUGAUUAGUUGAUGAGCAGAUUCUGGAAUCAGUAGGUCAAAGGUCAAGGCCUAAAUGACCUUAAGAUAAAAAGAAAGCUUGCACCAAGGACUUUAAUACUUGGCAUGACAGUCGAUCAUGACUAGUUGAUGAACCAUAUUGAUUUUGGGAUCAGUAGGUUGAAGGUCAAGAUCGCGGUGACUUUGAUGGGAAUUAACGGUUUCAGUUUAAGCGCUUUCACCCAGGAUCUUCAUUCUUGAUAUGCCAUUUGGUUAUGACUAGUAGAUGACCCCAUAUUGACUUUUAAAUCAGUAGGCAAUUGUUAAGGUUGCAAUCCUAGUGGGGAAGAAAUAUUAGAAAACACUUUCAUAUAGAAACUUUAUACUUGGUAAGCAAGUUGAUCGUGACGAGUAAAUUACCCCUAUUGAUGUUGAGAUUAAUAAGUCAAAGGUCAAGGUCGCGGUGACAUUAAGGCGAAAAAAAAAACGGUUUCCGCUGAGUAACUGAAAACGCACUUGCACCUAGGAGUUUCACACUUGAUAAUCUAGUAUGUCACGACAAGUAGAUAACUAAAAUUAGCAUAAGGAGCAGUAGGUCAAAGGUCAAUGUCGCGGUGACCUUGAGGUACUAAAGAAUGACUAAAGAAUGCUUGCACCUAGGAAUUUGGUAUUCCAGAUGGUCAUGACUAAUUGAUGACCCCUAUUUGUUUUGGGAUCAGCUGGUCAAAGGUCAAGGUCGCGGUUAAUGUUGCAGUGACCGUGCCGAGGUGUAAAAAACGGUUUCCACUAAAUAACUUAAUAAUUCUUGCACUCAUGUAUUGAAUACUAGGUAUGCCAGUUGGUCGUGACAGGUAGAUGGCCACUAUUGAUUUUUAGUCCAGUAGGUUAAAGGUCUCUGUGACCUUGAUGUAAAAUAAAGAUUUCCGCUGAAUAACUAUAAAGCGAUUGGGUCAUGGGCGUUCAUACUUAGUUUGUAGUUGGUAUUGAUUGGUAGAUGACCCCAAUUGAUUUUUUAUGUCAGUAGAUCAAGGUCACAAUGACCUUCAGGUGAAAAAAAACAUUUUUGUUGGCCCAUACGUUGCACUUCUUUCCGCUCAAUAACUGGAAAAAAGGAACUUCAUCCUUGGACCAAGAUACUUCAUACUUGGUAUGCAGGUCAUGACCAGUAAAGAUCACUAUGUUUGUUUGUCUCCAGUCAAGAAGUACACUUUUCAUGUCCAUCAUUGAUUAUUUCUCACCUACGACCAGACAAUGGGGGAGAUAAACGCUUUUUCAAAACAGCGAUCUCUUGUUAUUGUCUCAGUUUUAACAUUUUGUUGAUGUGUAAUGAUUUAAUUCUUAAUUUUGGAUAGAUAUUCGGAGCUAGCAUUAACUUUUUAAAUAUUUCAAAAUUAAUGAAAAUAGUUUUCACAAAAUGUUAUACAAGAAAUGAAUACAAUCUUUGUUCAAAAUGACAAAAUGUUUAGUCAGGAGAAAGUGGGAACAUGAGAAAAAAGCGUGUGCAGAUUCGAUGUCAUUCGUUAUGAAUGACGUCACUGAUUUACAAAUACAAGACUGAGGAACAUAUCGUAUGAGAUAUAUUUUGAGUGCUGUACACGUGCGGUGAAUUGUUUUGAAUUUUGCUUAUACACAUUUUAAAAAUAAUACUUAAACAUAUUAUAUUAUGGGUUUUUUCCAAUCUUUUUAUAUAAAACAAAUAUUUUUACUGCAAAUCUUUCAAAACUGCUCUAAAAAUUGAUCAGAAGCAAAUAAGUUUGAAAAUCCCUCACACAUAACAACAACAAAACACAUUGGAAAUAGCACAAGGAUAAAAUAUUACGCCCAUCAGUAUCCAUUUACAAUUGAUUCCAACAUUUGAUUGUUUAUAUUGAUUUUACUCAUACAUUUAUGUAAAUAUCACAUUCAUCUGCUUUUUGGUUGUGUGUUUAACGAGUUGAUUGUUUAUAUUGAUUUUAUUCAUAUAUUUAUGCAAAUUUCACAUUUAUCUGUUUUUACAAUUUGAUUAUAUUGAUUAUACUCAUAUUUUUUGUUGUUCUAAAUAUCGCUUUAAUCUUUGUUGUUGUUUGUUUACGAUUUGAUUGUGUUAUAUUGAUUAUACUCAUAGUUGUAUGUGAAUAUCGAUUUGAUCUUUGUUUUCGUUGUGUUUACAAUUUGAUUAUUUAUAUUGAUUACUAAAAUAGACUUGAUAUCUCUUUGAUCUUUGUUGCGGUUGUGGUUUAACGAUUGCUUAAUAUAAUAAUUAUGCCUCCCUUCGAUGAAGAGGGGUAUAUUGCUUUGCACAAGUCGGUCGGUCGGUCGGUCGGUCGGUCGGUCAAUCGGUAGACCAAAGCUUGUCCGUGUGAUAACCCAACAGUUUCUAGACGUGUGAUCUACAAACUUGACAUGAAAGUUGCGUUUGACCAGUUUGACCCCUAUUGAUUUUAGGGCUUAUCAGGUCAAAGGUCAAAGUCACAGUGACUUUUAAUGGUAAAAUAAUUUUAAAGCUUAUCCGAGUGAUAACUCAACAAUGCCUAGACCUAUGAUCAUCAAACUUGAUAUGGAAGUUCGACCUGACCAGUAGAUGACCAUUAUUAUUUUUGGGGGUCAUCGGGCCAAAGGUCAAGGUCACCGUGACCUUGAAUGGUAAAAGGUUUUCCGAGUGAUAACUCAACAAUGCCUGCACCCAUGGCCCUCAUACUUGACUUGGAGGUUGGGCCUGACCAGUAGAUGGCCCCUAUAGUUUUUGGGGGUCAUCGCACCAAAGGUCAAGGUCACAGUGAUCUUGAAUACUAAGGUUGUCCGAGUGAUAACUCGACAAUGCCUGCACCCAUGGCCCUCAAACUUGACUUGGAGGUUGGGCCUGACCAGUAGAUGACGUCUAUUGUUUUUGGUGGUCAUCGGGCCAAAGGUCAAGGUCACAGUGACAUUGAAUUAUUUAAGGUUGUCCGAGUGAUAACUCAACAAUGCCUGCACCCAUGGCCCUCAAACUUGACUUGGAGGUUGGGCCUGACCAGUAGAUGACCUCUAUUGAUUUUAGGGGUCAACGGUCAAGGUCACAGUGAUCUUGAAAGCAAACUCGACAAUUCCUGGACCUAUGUUCAUCAAACUUGACAUGAAGGUUGGGCCUGACCAGUAGAUGACCCCUCUUGACUUUGGGGGUCAUCGGGCCAAGGUCAAGGUCACAGUAACCUUUAACACAAAAAAGUUAACAAAUCUUCACCCAGUGAUAUCUCAACAAUGCCAGAACCUAUGAUCAUCAAUCUUGACUUGGAGGCUGGGCCUGGGCAGUAGAUGACCCUUAUUGAUUUUAGGAGUCAUCCGGUCAAAGGUCAAGUUCACAGUUACCUUGCGAAAAUGUUUCGAGUGAUAACACGACAAUGCCUGCACCCAAGGCCCUCAAACUUGACUUGGAGUUGCGUCUGACCUGUAGAUGACGCCUUAUGAUUUUAGGGAUCAUCGAGUCAUAACACACUCUAUCCUCACACUUUGAAUGGUCAUAAUCUUAAAAUUGCCUCAACGGCAUCCAAUGUCAGUGACAAAUCAGCUGUCUUUUCGGUCCACGCAUAUUUUAUUCAAAUGUCCAUAUAAUCUUGACAACAUGGCGCUCAGAGGGGGGGGGGGGGGGAUUAAUAUUGACAAACAUCUCUUGUUACACUUUUUUUGCAUUUGCAGCAAUUUGGUAAUAUGGUUAUAGUUUAUUUUAUUUCCUCGUUUGUUUUUUCAUAUUAAAUACCGGUGUAGGUUCAAAUCAUGCAAAUAAAAAAGUAUAUGUUUUUACAAGUUUUUUUUGCAUCCUUUCAUUGAAUAUGUUUAUCAAAACCUUCGGUCUAGAUUACAAUGGAAACAUAUUCUACAGCCAAAAUUAUACUUGAGAUCAAUUCAUUGCCUUUUAACAAUUACUCAAGUAUAUUUUUUGCUCUAGAAUAGGAUCUCUUUGAAAUAUUGUCAAAAUACAAUGUAGUUCAAUACCACAUUCUAUGAGAAAAAAACGUUUACAAAAAGUAUGAAAACAUGAAAGAUUUUGAAUAAUACUAUGUUCUAAUGUGAUAAAAUGAGUUGAGAUUGAGAUUUGACUUGAGUAUUUUCGUGAUAUUGGGGCCUGCUCUUUAUUUCAACGUAGAACCGACUUAAACGACACAUUUUGCAUUUUUGGAAAGCUAUAGCAACUUGUUUGUUCAUUUUUCCCCCGGUAAAAUAAGCUUUUAUCUUUUCUGCACACAAACAAAUUCAGAUCAAAUCAAAAUAAUGUGAGGUAUUUGUGGGUCUGAUAUCUUAAAGACAAGUUAUUUUGUUAUUGAGACAGCCUGAUAUUUUCACUGUUGUUAUUCACUGAUAAGACUCCAUAUUUAAUCGAAAAGCCUGAAAGAAAUGAAAAAUUCGCAUUGAUCUUUGUUAUGGUUGUGGUAUUACGAUUGCUACAUAUGACCAUACUCGUUUUUGUUUGCAAUCGCAGCAAUUUUACACAUGGCAACAUUUUGUUUUCCGUUUCUUCGUCUGUGCUUUCAUAUUUAAAACAGGUCUUACUUCAAUCAUGCAAAUACAUAAAAAAAUGGCAUUAAGGAAUCCGACUCAAAAAUAAACUAGUUCCAUGAAAGAUCCACAUUCAAUACACAACUUUAGAUAAUCUAAUGGUAAUACAUUAUCUACUUCAUUCAUUUUAUUGGUCAUUAAUAACAAGUAAUCCGAUUAGCUACAUCGUUCUUAGAUAUUGUUAAGACUAAUAUUGAAUACCAGCCCAGAUGUCCCCAUAUUAUUCUGGCAUCAUUCGAAUGGUUCUAACUUAUUGAUUACUAAUAUGUAAAUUAAAUGACCGAAUGUACAUCAUACAUAAAAUUAUUUCAGUUUUUAUAUAUUCUCUUUAUUUCAACAUAGAUUGGACCCAAACGUCACAUUUUGCAAUUUUGGAAGGCUUAAACAACUUGUUUGUUAAAUUAUUUUCGGUAAAGUAAUACAUUUUCUUUUUAUCUGUACACAAAAAUCUUUCAAAUUUAAUAUACCAUAACAAUGUGAGAUCACAUAUUUGUGGGUCGGAUACCUUAAAGAGAAGUAAAAGAAUUAGCCUAUAAGCAGAAAGUAUUUGCAUUAUAUGUAAGGUGUCCGAGUUGAAGUAUAAGAACAUUAAACCGUGUCGUAUUGUAACACAUACAUAUCAUCAUAGUCUUGUUGAAUGUUGUUUGUAUAUUUCAUGAAAUAUGUUUAUAUUUAUUGACAAUGUACUAUGUACACGUCGGAAUAAAUAGAUCUGUCUGUCUGUCCAUAAAUUGUUUGUAAACGUAUGUUAUAAACCACAGCUUGUGAUGUAUUUAUGUGUCUGAUUGAAAUG